Molecule: messenger RNA, 591 nt
Organism: Saprolegnia parasitica CBS 223.65
Lineage: Eukaryota; Oomycota; Saprolegniomycetes; Saprolegniales; Saprolegniaceae
Exons: 2
Coding region: 1-591 (196 amino acids)
Biological process (GO): exonucleolytic trimming to generate mature 3'-end of 5.8S rRNA from tricistronic rRNA transcript (SSU-rRNA, 5.8S rRNA, LSU-rRNA)
Molecular function (GO): 3'-5'-RNA exonuclease activity; nucleic acid binding
Source: RefSeq, a predicted model, not a curated record
AUGGGCGUCCAGUACCUCCUCGUGCUGGAUUUUGAAGCGACGUGCAGGGAGACGCUGCCCCGAGAGGAAAUGGAGAUCAUCGAAUGGCCCGUCGUUGUCAUCGAUGUGGUCGCUGCAACCAUCGUUGCCGAGUUUCACUCGUAUAUCCGACCGACGUGCCACGGCGGUGUCUUGGCUCCAUUUUGCACCUCGCUCACGGGCAUCACCCAAGCGGUGGUCGAUGGCGCACCCACCUUUCUCAACGGAAUUGAUUUCUGCGCACCGUACCUCGAAGACGGACUGUUUGUCACGUGCGGUGACUGGGACCUCAACGCGAUGCUGCCGACGCAGUGUCGAUUCAGCGGCGCUACGAUCCCCGACGCUUAUCAGCGCUGGGUCAACAUCAAGUUUGCAUUCCGCGACUGGCGAGGCACGCGUGUGCGGGGCAUGACCGAGAUGCUCCAAAAACUGGGCUUGCCGCUUGUGGGCCGACACCACUCGGGCAUUGAUGACACGCGCAACAUUGCCGCAAUCGUCUUGCGCAUGCUGGAAGGCGGCCACGACUUUGUCCAUACCAGCGUCACUCGGCAGCCCCGACAGCGUCGUACGUAG